AUGGCGCUUGUCCCCCCACCGGCAGCGGCUGAAUUAGCGAUAGCCCCCACGGACCCGCCGGCUGUUUCGACAUGCUCGACGCCGAGAGCUCGAUACGAUGAGACGGCAGUCGAUGGGAAAUCUGACAGUGACGUCGAGGACCGUUUCGACGGCGCAGGAAGAGGUGGUGACGCUGAGGGCCGGUAUUCGGGUCGCCGGCCCAACGACGAUGGCAUCUACUACCCCGAAGGUGGCUUCAAGGCGUGGAUGGUCGUCGUGGGGUCUUGCUUUGGCACUGCCGUUACUCUGGGGAUGAUGAACACAGUCGGUACAAUCCAGGCCUAUGUCCGCGAGCACCAGCUCAAGGAGUACGACGAAGGUACAACCGGCUGGAUAUUCAGCACCUUCAUCUUCCUUGGGUUUUUCGGCGGCGUCCAGGUUGGGCCUGUGUUUGAUGCCCAUGGCCCCAGGAUGCUGAUACUCGCCGGCAGCGUCUGUCUGGGUGCCAGCAUGCUGCUGCUCGGACUGUGUACGCAGUACUGGCAUUUCAUGCUCUGCUUCGGCAUCCUUGGUGGAACGGGAGCCUCCCUGAUCUUCACGCCUGCUCUAUCAGCCAUCAGCCACUGGUUCAACGAGAAGCGGGCAACGGCUACUGGGAUUGCUGCUGCAGGCGGCUCUGUCGGCGGGAUCGUUUUCCCUCUCGCCUUGCAGAAGCUAUACACAGUGGUCUCGUUUGCAUGGGCUACGAGAAUCGUUGGAUUCGUCGUUAUCUUUUGCUGUGCCGUGGCGGUCAUACUGGUGCGCUCACGUCUGCCUCCAAAGCCUGGACAGACGGUUAUACCCAGCCUACGCAUCCUACGCAACCCGGCAUAUCUAUCUGUCACACUGGGGACAUAUUUCAUGGAAUGGGCUCUCUUUGUCCCAAUUGCGUAUAUCACUGCCUUUGCCCUGUCGACGGGUGCCAUGUCCACCGCGUUCUCCUACCAGCUAAUAGCUAUAAUGAAUGCGGGAUCCAGCAUUGGCCGAGCGCUGCCUGGAUAUGUGGCUGACAAGCUUGGCCGUUUCAACAGCAUGAUUGCUGCUCUUGUUAUCUGCACAGCCAUGACCAUUACCCUAUGGCUGCCUGCCUCGCUUCUUACCACAACUCCUUCCUCAGCACCGACAAUCAAAGCACUGUCCAUUGUGUUUGCUUUGAUAUUUGGCUUUGCGUCUGGGUCCAAUGUCUCCCUAGCUCCGGUGUGCGUGGGCCAGCUGUGUGACACGAAUGAGUAUGGGAGGUACUAUGCAACUUGUUAUACGAUCGUCUCAUUCGGCACUCUCACAGGCAUUCCGAUUGCGGGGAGUCUUCUCCAGCACACUGGCGGACGAUACUGGGGAGUUGUUUUAUGGACCACUCUCUGCUACGUUAUCUCUCUAGCCUGCUUCAUCUGGGGCCGAGCCUGCUGCGUCGGAUGGAAGCUGGGCGUUAAGUUUUAGAGUGCUUUUAUUCCCGACUAACUUAGAACUGCCAUCUAGAUCGGCAGGCAGGCGUGUUUCCUGAAGCUUCAAAGGGGAAAACUAGUUCAUAUAUAUAUAUUAUUGCUUGCAUGUAUAUUAAUGGCGGGAUAAAGGCUGUGCUAGUUGUAUAUGUGAAAGACAUGCUGUUGCAGUGUUUGUUAGUUCCUCUCUUCCGCUUCGUGUAGGACAGCAUGAGACCCUGGUAGCCAGCCGACUAGUCAGUUACACCGGCCAAUGUGGCCACAUCGUGUACUCCGUACUACACAGCGAGUCAUUCGAGGUUAGAACGUACAGCGCUCUCACUGCACACAGCUACAGAAUAAUGUCUUCGUCCUCUUCAUUGUCUUCUCCAUCCUCUGCUGCUUCCACUGCCUCCUUGAGCCGCUUCGCUAGUUG
Molecule: messenger RNA, 1872 nt
Organism: Trichophyton rubrum CBS 118892
Lineage: Eukaryota; Fungi; Ascomycota; Eurotiomycetes; Onygenales; Arthrodermataceae
Exons: 2
Coding region: 1-1455 (484 amino acids)
Biological process (GO): transmembrane transport
Cellular component (GO): fungal-type vacuole membrane
Molecular function (GO): transmembrane transporter activity
Source: RefSeq, a predicted model, not a curated record